GAAACUUGGAAAGAAAGAAGAGAAAAAAUUAGCCGAAUGAAUGCAAGUGAUGUAAUUUUACACAAUGAAACAAAUGUGCCAUCAACAUCAAAGGUGUCAUCUACAACAGAUGAAAUGGAUUAUAUAUUGGGUGAAAAUUUUCGGCUUGAUGCUAAACAUUUAAAUCGUGUUCAUGAAGAAUUGGAAAAAUUGAAUAUUGCAACAGAUGUAAUUAAUAAAUUAGAAUUACAACUUGAUGAAGCAAGAGCUACCUUUAGGAAAAUUCAAGCUUCUUGGUCUGAAAAAUUGAACGAAUUAAGUCGUAAAUAUGGUUCAGCAAUUGCUAAAGGUCGACCAUAUUAUGAAGCAAAGCUUAAGGAGAGACGAUUACGUGAAGAAGCGCAAAAUGCUGCAAUACGCUUCGAGCGUGCCAAUUCGAUGCAUGCAGUAGCAAAGCAACAAGUGAAAUUAACACAAGAUAGUUUAAAUCGGCAACGAAUUAUUGAACCAGAAUGCUUAGAGGUGUUAAACCAUCAUAUCCAACGUGUAAACGAAGCGGAACAAGAACGUAUAGCGGCUGAAGAAGUGCAUCGUUCAAUAUCGGAACAUAUGACACAGUUAACAAAAGAAAUUGCACAAAUGCUAGAUGGAAAUGCUCGAUCUAUUAAGAAAAGCCGACGUUAUUUUGAGCAACGCAUCGAAUUUACAAGAAUUUUGGAACAUCAAAAAAGUCUCAUUCUGAAACUUGAAUCGGAGGUGCGUCAGAAAAAGUAUGAUUAUACAUCAUCGUUGAGAAAUUUGGAACAGAUAUCAGAUGCUAUACAUGAAGAGAGAAGCUUGUCAAGUGUACGACGUGAACCUGGCGUUGGUUGCGAAUCACCGGACUUACCAUCUUGUGAAGUAGCAUUCAAUAAAGAGAAAGCACAGCGUCGAGUUGAAGAAGAGGAGGAAAGAAAGCGUAAAGCAGAUAUAGCAAAUACUGUUGCCCUCGAAGGGAUUAAAGUGGCUUUUGACCAACUUACUUUGGAUUGCGAAAAAACAGUCGAUCCUGCUCUGUUUGAUGAAUCACCUGAAGGAGCAGAUUCAGGAUCAGUUAAAGAUGGAACUCUUGGUUCUGGUGUUAUAUUACUUGCGCAACAGUUGAUUCUUAGUCAGGGUAAAUCGAAACAAAAUAAAAACAUUAGGUUGUCAACAGAUUUAACUGAUUUUCGUUAUCGCACCGAAUUGCCCGAGGGUGCAGCUGCAACAGUAACAAUUUCUUCACCAGAUGGCAAUGAUAGCGAUAGCUCAAUGGAAAGCAACCAUACGGGAAUAACGAUGAACACGGAUGAUUUGUCAGGAAUGCUUCGAAGCCAUUCUCAAAUGAUUGAAGAAAUUGAUGAAUGUGCUCAGCGUACUGAAACCAUAUUGCAUAAUAAUUUGAAUGUUAUUCGUCGAGCUGGAAAUGAUGAUGUGGAGCGUGAUAGCGGUCAUAGUUCAUCGAGUUACUAGUCAUUUUUUAUAUUUCUCUAUUUCUCCUUCAUAAUUACUGUGUCCUUUUCUUUUCCAAUAUUAGAAUUAUUUUAUGAAUGUUAGGAACAACUAAGUUUAUUCGUAUAUCAUCGAAUAUUAUCUCUUAUAAUAUAUUUAUGAUUUUGUUGAAAAACAUUAUGGCAAGCAUCAUAUUAACUAAGCAAAAGAGUAAAGCAAAUUGACAGUACAACUGUUCUUACAUCUUUUUUACGUUUUGCCACGUUUGGAUAACCUCUACUCAAACGUUUUUACAUUUUUGCGUAUUAUGCGGGUAGUUGAAAUUGUUGAGUAUUCCAUCUACUUAGAUUUGUUUUACAUCCUUAUGCUUUCUAUCUUUUGUAUGAUUUGCGUGUGUAUGCAGUCCUUGCGAACCGUUUAAUUACCUUCAUAUUGUUUUACAGAUAUAUUGUAUCAAGUGAUUUCGUUCCUGGCGAUACUUAAACAUUAACAUGUCCAGG
Loa loa (African eye worm) is the source of this 1949-nucleotide messenger RNA. RefSeq lists its product as hypothetical. The coding region runs from base 37 to 1470 and encodes 477 amino acids. The record is from RefSeq and is a predicted model, not a curated record. The transcript has 10 exons. Gene Ontology annotation, biological process: intracellular signal transduction; negative regulation of protein tyrosine kinase activity. Gene Ontology annotation, cellular component: cytoplasm. Gene Ontology annotation, molecular function: protein kinase inhibitor activity. Lineage: Eukaryota; Metazoa; Nematoda; Chromadorea; Rhabditida; Onchocercidae.